Molecule: messenger RNA, 2670 nt
Organism: Corylus avellana
Lineage: Eukaryota; Viridiplantae; Streptophyta; Magnoliopsida; Fagales; Betulaceae
Source: RefSeq, a predicted model, not a curated record
GACGAUAAUGGUCAAUCGUCUCGGAUUCGGAUAGUCAAUAACGUACACGAACACCUAACGGCACGUCGAAGUUCACACACUAACUGGCGUCGCAGACUCGCAGGUUGUAGACGCUGCUACUAUUUCAGUAUCUCUUCACUCUUUGCCCCGGUUUCUCUCUCGCAGGCCUUAUCAUGGCGUUUCUAUCCCAACGAUGUCCAGGGCUUCUCGCGCGCUUCAACACAACCAGGUACCACUCGCUCCACAUCUCUCCAGCAAAUUCCUUAUUUCCAUUUCCUUUUUCAACCCUAGAUGUUCCAUCAAAUCCCUUGAAUGACCAGCCACCACGGAAUCACAUCAAGAACGAAACCGAUCUCGACGAACGCUUCGUUCUCGAGCAACUCUCUGACCUCUUGCCAAUCCCUCGUAACUCUUCCGCUCCGAACCUAUUAAGAGACUGUAAUCCAAGAAAACAAGUAGCACAAGUUAGCGCAGUUGAUGGGUUUCUGUUGCCCGAAGAGAAAUUACGGGGGGUUUUCCUUCAGAAACUGAGAGGUCAAGCUGCAAUUGAGCUCGCUUUGACGAACGCUGGGGUUGAAUUGAGCCUUGAUGUUCUUGCUAAAGUAGUGAACAGAGGGAAUUUAGGUGGUGAAGCAAUGGUUACAUUUUUCAAUUGGGCGAUUAAGCAGUCGGCAAUACCUAGGGACAUUAGUAGUUACCGUGUGAUUAUAAAAGCGCUAGGAAGAAGAAAAUUCUUGAAAUUUAUGAUGGAAAUGUUGCGUGAGAUGAGGACCGAAGGCAUUAGCCUUGAUUUGGACACGCUGUCGAUUGUGUUGGACAGCUUUGUUAGGGCUCAUCAUGUGUCGAAAGCAGUUGGAAUUUUCGGGAACCUAGAAGAGUUUGGACUGAAAUGUGACACCGACUCUUUGAAUGUGCUUUUAAAAUGUCUCUGUCUGCGAUCCCAUGUUGCUGCUGCGAAUUCAUUUUUUAAUUCAAUUAAAGGGAAGAUACCAUUUAGUAGUAUGACAUAUAAUAUCAUUGUCGGCGGGUGGUCGAAAUUUGGUAGUAUUAGCGGAAUCGAGAGUUUGUUGGAAGCAAUGUUAGCAGAUGGGUUUAGUCCGAAUUGCUUGACUUUCAGUUAUCGUAUACAGGGUUUAGGAAGGGCUGGUCAGAUUGAUGAUGCUGUUCAGGUUUUUGAGGGCAUGAGAGAGAAAGGUUGUGUGCCGGACACUGGAGCUUACAAUGCAAUGAUAUCUAACUUUAUAUCUGUUGGAAACUUUGAUGAAUCUGUGAAAUACUAUAAGAGCAUGUUGAGUAAUAAAUGUGACCCAGAUAUUUUUACUUUUACCAAAUUAAUUACUGCUUUCCUUAAGGCCCGCAAAGUGGCCGAUGCACUUGAAAUGUUUGAUGAGAUGUUAGGUCGUGGGAUCGUUCCCAGUACAGGGACUAUAACCUCUUUCAUCGAACCUUUGUGCAGAUAUGGUCCGCCCCAUGCUGCCAUGAUGAUUUACAAUAGAGCAAGAAAAGUUGGAUGUAGAAUAUCACUUAGUGCUUAUAAGCUAUUGCUUAUGAGGCUUUCUAGGUUUGGUAAAUGUGGAAUGUUGUUAAAUGUAUGGGAUGAUAUGCAAGACUCUGGUUAUUAUUCAGAUAUGGAAGUUUACGAGUAUGUCAUCAACGGUCUUUGCAACAUAGGGCAUCUUGAAAAUGCUGUACUUGUUAUGGAGGAGUGCUUGCAUAAAGGUUUUUGCCCAGGCAGGCUUAUAUAUAGCAAACUAAAUAACAAACUAUUGGCUUCAGAUAAAGUAGAGAGGGCUUACAAGCUAUAUUUGAAGAUAAAAGAUGCUCGUCGCGAUGACAAUGCCAGGAGAUAUUGGCAUGCUAAUGGCUGGCACUUUUAAACUGGCAUGUUUGUCAGUGGCAAGUGCAGUUUGUUUAUCCCCUGCUUUACUUUUCUUGCAGCCAAAUCCAUAUUUGGAUGCUAUAUGAAAUAAUUCUUCUACUAACUGCAUCCUGUGAUUGGACAAUACGAGUGUUAGCUUCAAAAUGACUAAAAUUCAUGUUGUUAAUCUGCUAUAUACAUACAUGCAUGAAGGCUGUGAAGGGCCUCAUCAGCUGGACAUUCACCAUAUUGUUAUCCAAAGGAAUUAUGCUUGUGUUUUCCUUGCCUACCUGUUUGUUCUUUCAUUGUUCACAACGGCCUUCUAUCUCUGCUUUCUAAAUGUAAUUGAUUUCUCACUUUGCUCCAUUUUCCUGCUUUAGCUUCCUAACUUUUCCCUUGAUUUUGCUGUCUAGAUAAAACUAGUGCUAUUCCGGGUUUGUAUGUUUGAUGGGGGGGAUGGUUUUAAAAUACGCAUAAUUUGUUGCAACGUUUUAGGUGCAUGUUAAUUUUUAACUUGAUGUAAUUUCUGGUGACAGGGAACACUAGGUACCAUUUUCCUUUUAAGCUUGUUCUUCAGUGCUUGCCUUGUCAAAUUCUAUUAUGCAACACGUAUUGAGAAAGAUAUGGCUGUCCCAUGCACUCACUGCUUAUUGUUCUUCAAACACAGAGUCUGUUGUAAUUAUACCUGCAUUUGGAGUGCAACUUGAAGCUCACUAUUGGAGCUACAGUGGGAGAGUUGUUCGUAGCUUUGUUCCUAUUGACAAAAUAAUGAAACCUGUCCUGAAUGAGAAUGUGACUCCAUUCACUUGUUA